Arabis nemorensis is the source of this 984-nucleotide messenger RNA. The record is from the annotation of a GenBank genome assembly. NCBI's taxonomy places the organism in Eukaryota, Viridiplantae, Streptophyta, Magnoliopsida, Brassicales, Brassicaceae.
AUGUAUCUUCAGACUCUUACCAAUCCAUGUCAUGGUUUCGCUCAUGUAUACUACUCGAGUCGGAUUUCAUGUAGGGUAAGACUGAGUCGUGUUCUUGCCACACCACCAUCUUCAAUCCUCUUGCAGAUGGAUGAAAGCAAAGAUCUUCCCAAGGCCAAGAAGGGUUUUUGUCUGAAUGAUGACUCAAGAAACAGUCUUUGUGAAGAUUCUUUGCUCAGGCAGGCCAACACGGUGGGGAUUAUCGGAGGCGUUUCAACUGAUGCCACUCUGAAUUUUGUGAGGAAGCUCGUGGAUUGGAGCUCUAAAGAUGGUAAAAGCUCCAUUCCCUUCGUGCUUUGCUCGGAUCCUACACUCAAUAAGGAGCUUCUCUUAUACGAGGAAAACUCUUAUCCAUCUCUUUACCAUAGAAAAGAGGGUACUCCGGCAGAUCCAAAGCAGAUUGUGGAAAAUCUAAGGAACAAGAGGAGAUCUCUUGAGAGAUGUGGAGCUAAAUUAAUCUUAAUGCCUUGUCAUAUUGCACAUACAUGGUAUGAGGAGGUUUGUGAAGGGAGUUCGGUUCCUCUGCUUCAUAUAGGUGAAUGCAUUGCUAAAGAACUGGGAGAAGCAAAAAUGAAGCCUCUUGAAGCUGGGAAUCCUCUGCGUGUAGGUGUGAUGGCCACUACUGCCACAUUAUCCGCAGGGUUUUACCAGGAGAGACUCCAGAGCAAUGGAUUUGAGGCGGUGUUUCCAGACAAGGCGACAAUGGAGCAUACAGUGAUACCAGCCAUAGAAGCAAUGAAGAGAAAAGACAUGGAAGGAGCACGGAACCUUGUGAGGAUAGCGUUGCAAGUACUACUGGUACAGGCAGUGAAUGUAGUGAUGCUCGGGUCAGAUGAGAUGCGGGACCUUUUGCCAGGAGACGAUCCUCUGUUAAAGAAGUGCGUCGAUCCAAUGGAUGCUCUCGCAAGGUCUGCCAUCAAAUGGGCAGAGACUCGAUGCUCAUAA